Stegastes partitus (bicolor damselfish) is the source of this 615-nucleotide messenger RNA. It is a transcript of the gene gh1, whose product is annotated as growth hormone 1. The record is from RefSeq and is a predicted model, not a curated record. NCBI's taxonomy places the organism in Eukaryota, Metazoa, Chordata, Actinopteri, Pomacentridae. The transcript is spliced from 6 exons. Gene Ontology annotation, cellular component: extracellular region. Gene Ontology annotation, biological process: positive regulation of tyrosine phosphorylation of STAT protein; positive regulation of receptor signaling pathway via JAK-STAT; animal organ development. Bases 1 to 615 code for a protein of 204 amino acids. Gene Ontology annotation, molecular function: growth hormone activity; growth hormone receptor binding.
AUGGAUAGAGUCAUCCUCCUGCUGUCAGUUGUGUGUCUGGGCGUGUCCUCUCAGCCAAUCACAGACAGCCAGCGUCUGUUCUCCAUCGCAGUCAGCAGAGUCCAACAUCUCCACUUGCUGGCACAGAGACUGUUUUCUGACUUUGAGAGUUCUCUGCAGACGGAGGAACAACGUCAGCUCAACAAAAUCUUCCUGCAGGAUUUCUGCAACUCUGAUUACAUCAUCAGUCCAAUCGACAAACACGAGACGCAACGAAGCUCCGUUCUGAAGCUGCUGUCUAUCUCCUAUCGAUUGGUUGAGUCUUGGGAGUUCCCUAGUCGCUCUCUGUCUGGAGGUUCUGCUCCGAGGAACCAAAUUUCACCAAAGCUGUCUGAACUGAAGACGGGGAUCCUGCUGCUGAUCAGGGCCAAUCAGGAUGCAGGAGAGGUGUUCCCUGACAGCUCUGCCCUCCAGCUGGCUCCUUAUGGAAACUAUUACCAGAGUCUGGGCGCCGACGAGUCGCUGCGUCGAACCUACGAGCUGCUGGCCUGUUUCAAGAAAGACAUGCACAAGGUGGAGACUUACCUGACGGUGGCUAAAUGUCGACUCUCGCCUGAAGCAAACUGCACUCUGUAA